AUGGAGUCCACGUUCUCUUACGAUGAGAAAACUAGAAAAGAACAACCGUUAUAUGAAUUUGGGUCUACUUAUUGUCCGAGAGUGUCUUACCAUUUCAACCCGAAAGUCUCAAACUACCACUAUGGUGUACGACACCCCAUGAAGCCUUUCAGACUCAUGCUGACGGACCAUCUGGUGUCGUCAUAUGGACUGCAUCAGAUUAUGGACUUGUACGAGACGAGAGCAGCAACAAAGAAUGAAAUGACAGAAUUCCACACAGCAGAUUACAUCAAUUUCCUAUGCAAAGUGACUCCGGAGAACCUGAGCAAGAUGCCUAGAGGUACUUUGGAGAAAUUUAAUAUCGGAGACGACUGUCCCAUUUUUCAGAAUUUGUUCACCUACAGCUCGCUAUAUGCUGGAGCAUCGCUGGACGCAGCAAGGAAGCUGAUAAACGACCAGUCGGACAUAGCAAUCAAUUGGUCAGGCGGCCUACACCAUGCCAAGAAGAACAAUCCAUCAGGGUUCUGCUACGUGAAUGAUAUUGUGCUGGCGAUCCUGAGCCUGCUGCGAUAUCAUCCAAGGGUGCUGUAUAUCGAUAUCGAUCUGCACCAUGGCGACGGAGUGCAGGAGGCAUUCUACACAACUGAUCGCGUUUACACGAUUUCGUUUCACAAAUACAAUGGCGAAUUUUUCCCGGGAACUGGUAAUUACGACGAGGUGGGUUGUGCAAGCGGGAAACACUUUGCCAUGAACGUUCCUCUCGAUGAUGGCAUCGACGACGACUCUUACAUCAACCUAUUCAAAUCAAUCAUUGAUCCACUGAUCACAUCCUACAAGCCAACGGUUAUCAUACAACAGUGCGGGGCCGAUUCACUAGGACAUGACAGACUCGGAUGCUUCAACCUCAACAUCAAAGCACAUGGAGAGUGCGUGAAAUUUGUACGAUCUUUUGGAAUUCCUAUGUUGGUCGUUGGCGGUGGAGGCUACACCCCAAGAAACGUAUCUCGGCUUUGGGCGUAUGAAACAGGUGUAUUGAACAACGUGCUCUUAUCAAAAGACCUGCCAGAGGAUAUACCGUUUCGCGAUUGGUUUGGGCCCGAUUACUCGCUUUAUCCUGUCCUCGAUGAUCUCUACGAGAACAAAAACAGCAAGAAAUAUCUAGAAGACAUUCGAAUACGAUGUUAUGAGAGUAUAAGGUACCUUCAGGGCGCGCCCAGCGUUCGCAUGGAUGCUGAUUGCAUACCGACGACGGACAUUUCAGGGAUUACGCCAGAGGAGGAAGAUUUAAUUAAAGAAUUGAAUGAGGAGGAUGAAUCCUGGAGAUUGAUUCAAAUGGAAAAGGAGAAUGCGAAAACGCCGUAG
Molecule: messenger RNA, 1341 nt
Organism: Torulaspora globosa
Lineage: Eukaryota; Fungi; Ascomycota; Saccharomycetes; Saccharomycetales; Saccharomycetaceae
Gene: HOS2
Product: histone deacetylase HOS2
Exons: 1
Coding region: 1-1341 (446 amino acids)
Molecular function (GO): histone deacetylase activity
Source: RefSeq, a predicted model, not a curated record